GGGCUGAGCUGGAGCUGCCGGGCUCUCCCUGCCAGCCUGGGCCCCGGGAAUGCGCUGAGCUGAGCUGAGCCGAGCUGAGCUGAGCAGCCGCCGCUCCACGGCUCCGAUUCCUGCCUGGGAAAGGUUCUAACUGAGCAGCCCUUAUGACCAACAUGAGCUGGAGCUUCCUCACCCGCCUGCUAGAAGAGAUUCACAACCACUCCACCUUCGUGGGGAAGGUCUGGCUCACCGUGCUCAUCGUCUUCCGCAUCGUCCUGACGGCGGUGGGGGGCGAGUCCAUCUACUCCGAUGAGCAGAGCAAGUUCACCUGCAACACCAAGCAGCCGGGCUGCGACAACGUCUGCUACGAUGCCUUCGCGCCGCUCUCCCACGUCCGCUUCUGGGUCUUCCAGAUCAUCAUGAUCUCCACGCCCUCCGUCAUGUACCUGGGCUACGCCAUCCACAGGAUCGCCCGCUCGGCCGAGGAGGAGGAGAAGCUCAAGGGCUUCAAGAAGAAGAAGCAGUUUGCCCUCAACUGGCAGGCCGUGCGCAACAUGGAGGACGCCAUGGAGGCCGACGAGGAGGAGCCCAUGAUCUCCGAUGACGCGGCCGAGCACGACAAGGCCACCAAGGCCAAGCCCAAGUGCAAGGAGCAGCAGAAGCACGACGGGAGGAGGCGCAUCCAGCAGGAGGGGCUGAUGAAGAUCUAUGUCUUCCAGCUCCUCACACGGGCUUCCUUCGAGGUGUGCUUCUUGAUAGGGCAGUAUCUGCUCUACGGUUUUGAGGUGGAAGCAUAUUACGUCUGCAACAGGGUCCCAUGUCCCCACACCGUGGACUGCUUUGUGUCCCGGCCCACGGAGAAGACCAUCUUCCUGCUGGUGAUGUACGUGGUGAGCUGCCUGUGCCUGCUGCUGAACAUGUGCGAGAUGUUCCACCUGGGCUUUGGCACCAUCCGCGACGCCAUCCGCAACCGCAAAAUCAACAGCUUCCGCCAGCCGCCCUACAACUACGCCUACCCCAAGAACAUCUCCUGCCCUCCCGAGUACAACCUGGUCGUCAAAUCCGAGAAGGCCACCAAGAUCCCCAACAGCCUGAUGGCCCAUGAGCAGAACUUGGCCAACGUGGCCCAGGAGCAGCAGUGCACCAGCCCUGAUGAGAACCUGCCCACUGAUCUGUCCACGCUGCACAAGCACCUGAGGGUGGCCCAGGAGCAGCUGGACAUCGCCUUCCAGAGCUACAGCAGCACCCAGGCCAACACUCAGCCCUCUCGGACCAGCAGCCCUGCCUCGGGGGGCACCGUGGUGGAGCAGAACAGGGCCAACACUGCCCAGGAGAAACAAGGUGCUAAGCCCAAGGCCUCACUAGAGAAAGGCAGCUCCAGCAGUAAAGAUGGGAAGACGUCCGUGUGGAUAUAACUGCCAGGAAGGAGUGAGAGGGGCUUUGGUUUGUUUCUGGUUUUUGGUGUUAUCUCGUGUUUGUAUUGCAGGGCGCGGUUUUUGCGUGGAAGUUGAGAAAGUGAGUGUUGGACAAAUUUUGUGCUGUCUUCCAGUUAACAAAAGACA
Messenger RNA from Zonotrichia albicollis (white-throated sparrow), 1541 nucleotides. Lineage: Eukaryota; Metazoa; Chordata; Aves; Passeriformes; Passerellidae. The record is from RefSeq and is a predicted model, not a curated record.